GGAGCGUUUUUUACCCGAUCGAUAUCAAAUCAAAUGCCUGCCAAUUUCUUGCGCAGAGUUUCUCCAUCCCGACAUCGAUGGUGGCCAUCUCCCUCUACCGCGGCAACCUUCACCGUGUCCCCUCCGGUCUCCGCCGCUGGCCCUUCCCUCGUCGCUCCCUCACCCUCAACUCCUUCAAGAUCCUCACUCGCAAGCGCGCCCUCGCUCUCUCCCGUCUCUCCUUGCAGAUCAAGACCAAGGAUGAGGAGAAGGAGGAGCUAGCUCCCAGGGAAGAUGACGAGGAGCUUGAUCGUGAAGGCGUCGGUGAGAAUGGUUGCCAUCAGCGCCAUCUGGUGCCUGAGAAUGAUAGUUCUUCUCCGAUUGAGAUCAAGAAGGAGGUCGCAAGCACGGAGGAGCCUGUUCAAGAACCUCGAGAGGUUGUAGAUGUUGGUUCUUUGAAUACGGAGGAUGUGGUUGCUGGUGGAGAUGCCGUGGUUGAAGGGAAAACCGAGGAAACACAAAAAGUAAAUAUUGUUGAGGAUAAAGAGCACAAGAAAAAAGAGUUGCAAGAGAAGGUGCAUGUGUUGAGUGAAAAAAAGCACCUUCUGGUCCAGAUGUUGAAGCAGAUUCUUAACACCGAAGAGGAAAUGAAGCGGCGAAGUGUUCAGCCAUCUGGCAUUUGGCCUACCACUCCUGUACCUGAACCUGCUGUUGAGAUGGGUUCUGCAGGGAGGCUUAUCUCUAGGAUUAAUGCAGAUGUAAACUGUAAUGGAGAUGCUGGUGGAGAAUCAGAGAUCGCCAAAAACCCUAAUGUUCAUUCACGCCAUUUGAUUCCUACACAUAGCACAUCUCCAUCUGCCAUGUCUCCUCAUAGCAGGACAACAAACAUUCUUUUCCAACAAAGUCCUACCCCUCACUCUCGGGGAAACAUCACCACUGCUAUUCAUGGUCAAGCCUCAUCCAACAUGAUUGGUAACACUGCGGCUAGUCCGUCCCGGAUUAUAUCUACAGGACAUCAAGGUCAUGCAGCAGCAGGCCUGCCUCCAGUCUCUGUUCCUGGAUCACAAUUUGUUGCAUCUUCGCCAUCUCCGGCCACAUCAGGAGGUGCUUCUUCAGUCUUUCGGGAUUCCCGUCUGACCAGCCCUUCAUGGAAUUGUUAGUAUCUCAUUGUCACCAUAAUUAGCCUCAUUUGGCAAUGCCUUGCGUGGCUAUGCUCUCUAGUCUUGACCAAAUCAAUUGAAUCCUUUUUUACUCAUUUGUUCUAGGGUUUUCAGAUUUCAUCACCAUUAUGACCUUUGUGAAUUCAUCAGUGAUACUGUUAAUUUUAGGCUGAAGUAUAUAAGAUUUGGCUACUCAAUCCAAUCAUAUCUAGUAUAUGAUCUAAUUAUCUCUAAA
This is a messenger RNA of Dioscorea cayenensis subsp. rotundata (Guinea yam), 1374 nucleotides long. RefSeq lists its product as uncharacterized. Gene Ontology annotation, cellular component: chloroplast. NCBI's taxonomy places the organism in Eukaryota, Viridiplantae, Streptophyta, Magnoliopsida, Dioscoreales, Dioscoreaceae. The transcript is spliced from 4 exons. Bases 78 to 1139 code for a protein of 353 amino acids. The record is from RefSeq and is a predicted model, not a curated record.